AUGAUUUUAUUGAGAAAAACCAAAAUUAGGGGGCUCCCUUUUACAAGAAUAAGAAGCUCGGUGACGCUCGCACGUAUACAAAGAAGGACGCACACCAGGCUAGUGAACCCAAUAAGGCAGCAGCAUCAACAGAUCACCAAGCAAAGAAGCUCCAAGAUUUUUAAAAACGUACAUUUCUAUGAUUUUAGGUCACUGCCCAAGGUGCCCACCACGCAGUACUUAGAGGCUAGGGAGCUCACUCGGGAUAUCCUAUACAGCGGAUAUAGGCCGGUUAUGUACCCUGUGAAGGAAAACCCGCUAUUCAGAGACAAGAAGAGGGACUCCUUGCAAAUGCUGUUAGCGCCAGACGAGGCGCCAGCUGCGGAGGCCAAAGCUACUGAAAAAGACAUGCAUAAAAACGUACUGUUUGGCGAGCGUGGUACAGGCGGCAUAUCGUCAGGUGGAGUGAACGGCACGUGGAAGUACAACCCCACCGUGCCCAACGAACUACUGCCCUUCAAUUGGUGGUCCACGUCCAGCAUGGGGAUGGAGUACUUUCCUGAAUGGAAAAACGUACCUUCAUACAUGAUGAGAAAAUUGAAACCCUUUGAUAAAUCACUGCAACAACCGUUAAAGUGCAAGAGCAAGAAAAAAUUAAAAAUGAAGUAA
This is a messenger RNA of Saccharomyces kudriavzevii IFO 1802, 648 nucleotides long. It is a transcript of the gene SUE1, whose product is annotated as Sue1p. Gene Ontology annotation, cellular component: mitochondrion. NCBI's taxonomy places the organism in Eukaryota, Fungi, Ascomycota, Saccharomycetes, Saccharomycetales, Saccharomycetaceae. The coding region runs from base 1 to 648 and encodes 215 amino acids. The record is from RefSeq and is a predicted model, not a curated record. The transcript has a single exon.